Aureobasidium pullulans EXF-150 is the source of this 540-nucleotide messenger RNA. RefSeq lists its product as uncharacterized. Lineage: Eukaryota; Fungi; Ascomycota; Dothideomycetes; Dothideales; Saccotheciaceae. The coding region runs from base 1 to 540 and encodes 179 amino acids. The record is from RefSeq and is a predicted model, not a curated record. The transcript has 2 exons.
AUGCUAGUACGCUAUCAUUCAUUUGCUUGCAAAGUCGACAUCGAAUAUCUCCCACAUCGAAUAUCUCCCACUGCCCCUCCAAGCGAGACGAUCACGACCGCGUUAUCGAUACUCGAUGCUUCAGUUGCAAGAUUCACUCCAUGCUCAGCCAUCUGGUUCUUUGACGCCGAGCACUUUGCAGAUGAUCGUGAUCCAGAGCUGUUUCGCAGUCUGGAGCUCUCGUUCCGGGAGACGCUGAGUAGAUGGCCGCAUUGGUCUGGCCAGUUGCGAUGGGCAGCAAAGACCGAUCACCAGAACAAUCAAAUGCCUUAUGGCCGUCCAGUCAUCACUUACGGCGGGGGCAAAGACGUCGGUGUUGACUGGAUCAUCGCCAGCUGUGAUUCAAAUCUGGAGUCCAUCGUUCCAAGCAGAGAUGCUCGCUCUACAACAGACAAAGUUUGGAUGGCUACAAAGCUUCCACACCAACUUCAAGCCGCAUCUAAGCUAGCCACGAUCUUUGCUAAGAAUAAAAGGAAGCCUGUGAAAAGUCAAGAUGGGUAA